Messenger RNA from Mangifera indica (mango), 1526 nucleotides. RefSeq names its product geranylgeranyl transferase type-1 subunit beta. The transcript is spliced from 11 exons. Gene Ontology annotation, cellular component: CAAX-protein geranylgeranyltransferase complex. Gene Ontology annotation, molecular function: CAAX-protein geranylgeranyltransferase activity. Lineage: Eukaryota; Viridiplantae; Streptophyta; Magnoliopsida; Sapindales; Anacardiaceae. The coding region runs from base 150 to 1274 and encodes 374 amino acids. Gene Ontology annotation, biological process: protein geranylgeranylation. The record is from RefSeq and is a predicted model, not a curated record.
UCUCCUCAAAAGAAAUAAAUUUUAGUAAGUCGACUCAACUCGCCGUAUAACAGUUGCCGACAACUCAAAAGGGACUCAACAGGUCAGGAUCCAAUAGACAGUCCCAUUAUCAUCAAAUCUAAGAAACUCGACUCUCUUCGGCUUCGUCCAUGGAACCAUCAACAGGAAGAGAGAAGGACCAAAUUGUUUCAUCAGACGAUGAAGACGAUCCUGUAUACGAGCCUCUAUCUACAGGUGCUUUAUCAUACUUUGAUAGAGAGCGACACGUGACAUACCUGGAGAUGAUGUACCAGAUGGUGCCGCAUCAUUACCAGACACAGGAGAUCAACCGCAUCACUCUUGCUUAUUUCGCCAUCUCCGGUCUCCACCUUCUCGGCGCCUUAGAUCGUGUUGACAAGGAAGCAGUUUCAAAUUGGGUUUUAUCAUUGCAAGCUCACCCAAGAAAUGAAGCUGACCUGAACAGCGGAGAAUUAUAUGGAUUCCAUGGUUCUCGAAGCUCUCAGUUUCCUCCCGAUGAUAAUGGGGUUUUGACUCACAAUGGUAGUCACUUGGCGAGCACAUACUGUGCCCUAGCCAUUCUAAGGGCUGUUGGAUAUAGUUUUGCAAAUAUCGAUCGUGUUUCAAUAUUGACAUCAAUGAAAAAUCUUCAACAGCCUGAUGGGAGUUUUAUGCCUAUCCAUUAUGGGGCAGAGAUGGACCUUCGCUUCAUAUUCUGUGCUGCUGCCAUCUGUCAUAUGUUGGAGGAUUGGAGUGGUAUGAACAAGGAGAAAGCUAAGGAUUACAUAUUAAACUGCCAGUCAUAUGAUGGUGGGUUUGGCUUGACACCUGGUUCAGAAUCACAUGGCGGUGGUACCUACUGUGCAGUUGCAUCCCUCCGAUUAAUGGGGUUCAUAGAAGAUGAUGUUCUUUCUAAGUCUAUGUCUUCUUCCAUCAUCGACUUGCCUUUGCUGCUGAAUUGGUGUUUGGAGAGGCAAAGGUAUGAUGGUGGAUUUGAAGGUAGAGCUAACAAGCCUAGUGACACAUGUUAUGCAUUUUGGAUCGGGGCAGUUUUGAGGAUCUUAGGCGGCUAUAAGUUCAUUGACAAAGAAGCUUUACGUAGAUUUUUGCUAUCUUGUCAGUCUAAGUAUGGUGGUUUCAGUAAAUACCAAGGGCUGCUGCCUGAUCUAUACCACUCAUAUUAUGGAUAUACUGCAUUUAGUCUUCUGGAAGAACCCGGCCUCAACCCACUUUGCCCCGAACUGGGAAUGACAGAUUUUUCAACUUUGGGAAUAUAAUUUGAUCAUAAUUCUUAGUGCAAUAGACUAUUUUCCCUCUUUCAGACUUCAUUUUUCAAUGAGUGCUCAAUGUUGUGAUUAGAAGGAUGUAAACAGUCAUAAGCUAAACUCAACACUUACAAUGCCAUUUUUUUUUUCCACCAUGUCAUCUCCGACCACAACAUAGAAUUUGUGCUGAUGAUUUUGGACAAUUUUUGACCUUCCUCUUGUCUUUUUAUAAGAUUGUUGCUACAGAAUUAUUUUGCCUGUAAA